AACCCUACGAUAGAUCAAUGGCUCUUUGAUAAUAGAUUCGGCAAAAUCUCAACACCACACCCACCAAAACGUCACAAAGUCGCAGCUUUCUGCAUGUUGCUUGCUUGCAUCAAUAUACCUUAGGUUCCUUUCUUAAUAGAGGGUUUUGACCAUCAAAUCAGACACACCUCUUUCUCACAAUUCGCUCAGUCACUGUUUGCGACUAUCCGAUUUCUCCAUGGCCUUGGACGCAGAACUGGCAGCGGAGCACAAUAUUUGGGCGAUGGUGGACCUGAUUCAGGAAGGGAUGAGGCAGCAUGAGAGAAUAUCGUUGAUUUUUCCCGAUUCGAUGGCGUCGAAUGCGCAUACUGAUGGCGGAGCACCAGAUCUCGGCAACGGUGACCUAAAAAAACCAUCACCGCCAACAUCUCUUCGGCCACAGACGGCGACAAGAACACCCGCUCCACCACCAUCAGCGCCUCCUCCGUUGCAAACCUUUUUGUAGGUUUUGAGUUUUGACGAGAGAUCGGAAGGAAACCGUAAAAGUGAGAAAGAGGGGGAUCGAAUCUAUAUGCAUUUCUCACCAUCAGUCAAUUCUCGUGGAAAUUUUGGAAGCAACUCCAAUGCAUACUUCCAUAGCUUUAUAGCCUUUUGCUUGCAGCUUAUCCAAAUUCAUUCAAUGUGUGCAAAGUGAAACAGAACUUCACAACUGAAUCAGAAUUAGCAAUAACAGCAACACACUAAAAGCCCAAAACUGCAUUCAUCAAUCAAUUACUCGUUCUUUACUUUUAAAUCCCAAGUAACCUAAAGGUCCUAAAUUCGAAUCUUUAAACAACAAAAGUAAACCUAUAUCACCAUUAUUAAAAAAAAAUACAGAAAUAGUAUAGAUUAAGCAUAAGAAAUGACUAUGUUAAUAACAAAACCCAGAGGAAAACAGAGAAUAGUCAUUAUGAAUCGAGUAGAAGAGACAUCACUUUGUCAAGCUUAUUAAACACCACAAUAACAAGAUCCAAACUGUCUUUCCUGCUGCGGUAAUCAUUAUCAAAUCAAGAACAUAAGGGGAAAAACUAACAUAAGAUGGUGAUGAGGUUUUGCUAAGAGAGAUAAGAGCACAGUGGCUCAAACAAUCAUAAAUUGAACUCGAGGAAGCUAAAAUCGCUAGUUCAAUCACAAACUCAGGUAUGAUGUUUUCAGGAAUUCGCACUUCCACUUUUGCAAUUACUUCCAGAUCCACAUAAUGAAUGUAUUGUGCACGCUAUGUGUCUUGGCAUUUCGUUGCUCAUUCUCCUCUUCUCUAUCGUUCGUACUGAAGAAUAUUGAGAGAUUAACUUAAACCACCCAGACUUAUGGUAGAAAAAUACAACAUUAACCACUACUUAAACUCCUAAAUAGUGUGUUAGUGAGAAUGAUUAUGACAACACAUACACCAAGCUACAAAUCAAUAAGACUAGAACAAACUCAGUUACUUUUGAAACGAAAGAAUGGCAAAAUUUUAGUAAAACAACGAAAUUAUGACCAUGUUUUUGCACACUGAUCUGAGAGGUCAAGUUUAACUAAUGGAAUGUGGACAACAUAAAACAAAGUUAUAUAAGCAAAUUCAUAGAGAUUAAAGCCAAAUCUGGAAGUUAAGAAGGAGCCCUGGAUAAUUGCUGCCAACAGAGAAGAGGAACUCAUGUCCUCAAAAUGAGGGGUUGAAUCAACAUACAGAAAGACCUUAUCGGGCUUGAAUUGACUCCCUGAGACAUGAAAAGUCAUUCCUGUGAUAAUACCUUCAAAUCUUUGUUCUUCGUCUUAUGGGAAGGAUUAAGGUGUCUCUUCCAAUUGAGGAUGCAGGUGACACAAAAUUCUUCUAGAUUAAUCAAAAAGAUCAUUCUAGAUUUUAAGGGCAAGAAUACAAGUACCUUGACAAUUUUUAGGUGAACUCGCAACUCCAUCCACUUCUUAAAGACCAAAUCCUGCCAUUGAUUGAUGUAUCUCUUCCAGAGUCUUAUUAUCUCUGUCUUCCAUUGAUAUUGAGUGGUGACUUUCUGUCUUGAAACUUAGUACCUCAGCCUCCUCUAGUUGGAGAUUUUCCUCAUCGCUUUGGUUGGACGCCUACAAAAAGCAUCAGUCAAUCUAUAAAAGUCAAUCCCCAGCAAUUUUCAGUGGGAGCGAUCUUCUUUUGUCAUAGCUUGACAAUCAAGAUGAUCACUUGGUUUGUCUUUGUUUUUUUCUAAACACGAGUUUCAAUAGUUAAUAAAAGAGUUGGACAGAAACAUGGUAGUCAUACUGAUAAAAUUACAUAUAUUCGAUUAACAUGCAAAAGAAUACGAGUAGAUUCAAAGAAGAAAAUACGUCCGUGGUUGUAGAAAUACUGAACCAUAGAUGAAAAUAAGAGAUUGAAAAUCAA
Linum trigynum is the source of this 2368-nucleotide messenger RNA. Lineage: Eukaryota; Viridiplantae; Streptophyta; Magnoliopsida; Malpighiales; Linaceae. The record is from the annotation of a GenBank genome assembly.